Molecule: messenger RNA, 1101 nt
Organism: Trachymyrmex septentrionalis
Lineage: Eukaryota; Metazoa; Arthropoda; Insecta; Hymenoptera; Formicidae
Product: chromobox protein homolog 1-like
Exons: 4
Coding region: 360-923 (187 amino acids)
Biological process (GO): negative regulation of transcription by RNA polymerase II; chromatin organization
Cellular component (GO): nucleus; pericentric heterochromatin
Molecular function (GO): chromatin binding
Source: RefSeq, a predicted model, not a curated record
CCGCUAAUGCCGCCAUUUUAGACCAAGCCGCGGCGUAUCUUGCGACAUAAUCAUUUUCAAGCAAUCACGUCGCGGCUCGUCGCCACAUAUAAUUCCAUGUCCACCCCGUUCGCCGUCAUCCUAAUUCGCAUUGCGUUACAACACGUUACAUGUUGGAGUCGAUUUAGCAUGCGACCGCGUCGUGCAUCAUACUGCAUCAUACCAGUCCUACGCCGCGCCGGUAUAGAGUCUGCGUUCUAGCGCAAUUUCUCGUCAGUUCUUUUAUUUACAAUACUGAAACGUGCGAUCAGAUGAAAGCUUAUCAUAUUCUUACACAACAACAAAACGACUAACAGUUCCUCGCUCUGAAAUUAUAUACCAUGAGCAAAGUAAAGGAUUCUCCAACGGAUAAUGAGACGGAAGAGGAAUUUAGUGUGGAGAAAGUCUUAGACAGAAGAAUCGUGAAGGGAAAAGUGGAAUAUUACUUAAAAUGGAAAGGAUAUUCCAACGACGAAAACACAUGGGAGCCAGAGGAAAAUUUAGAUUGUCCAGAUUUGAUCGCUCAGUUUGAAGAACAACGGAAGAAGAAGGAUGGAAGUGCAUCUGGGAAACGUCAUGAAGAAAAAGAACAAAAGAAACGAAAAAGCAACAACACACCGACGCCCACUCAGGCCAAGAAAAAGGCAGCAGUGGAAGAAAAGAAGCUGGAAGGUAAAGGAUUUGAUAGAAAUCUGGAGCCCGAGCGUAUUAUCGGAGCGACAGAUUCCAGCGGUGAACUGAUGUUCUUAAUGAAAUGGAAAGGAACAGACGAUGCAGAUCUGGUACCUGCACGCAUUGCUAACGAAAAGUGUCCACAAAUUGUGAUCAAAUUUUAUGAGGAACGACUCACAUGGCAUAGUCCAGCUCACGAUGACGAAAACUCGACGAAACCUGACCCGGAGUAGCGCCCAGCGUUUUUUCAUGAUUUAUUUUUAUCAUUGCAAAGUAUUUCCCUGUAACAAUUAUCUUAGGUUAUUUACGAGUUUUUUAACUUUUGUAGGUAAAAAAUAAAUAUCAAAGAUUUUUCGAAUAUUAAUAUAGAAUGAUAUAAUGUAGGAGGAAUUGAAGAAAGUUCAAAGAUUA